CUGCAGGAUGAGAUCAGGACAAGGCAAUAAAAACAGUUUAAACAUUUGUGGAAUUAUCUCAAUAGUAGUUCAGAUUUACUGUAACUGAGGCCCCAGAUGCUUUGGCAGUUCUCCCAGAGUUCAGUUCUCCAUAUAUAGACAGUCUAUCCGUUACUCCCCCCCAUUUUCCUGAGCAGCUCUUCACUUUCCUGUUACAGAGAAACGGAACUGUUAGAAGUCCCACAGAGUCACUGCUGUUAACCAAUGAGACGCCCCUCUACUCAGACUUCAAACCAAUAGCAUUUCAAUGCAGAAAGGGAAAGCAGCUCAGGGAUAUAAAAUGCAUGAAUGCUUCCCGCUUUGAGAAACAGACAUGUGGCAUUGCAGAGUGCAGAGCUUGACAGAGAAAUCAGAAACUAUGAAGCUGCUUCCAGAAAAUGUCACGGUGCUUUAUUUUGCCAGUGACUGCAUGGAGCCGUAUGUGGAGAUUAUCACAGUGAAGGACUCUAAGCGCAGCCUGAGUUUGUGUAGCUCAGAGUACUAUGACGAAGAAGAGCCUGAGUACCAGGAGGAGGUUGAAGAUUCUCUCCCUGUCCUGAACGACCAGAGCCAGCUGCUGGAUGACCAACACCUGGAGCGGCUCGCUGCCCAGAUGCCAGCGAAGACCUGGGGCUAUCCAUGGCAACUAGUCUACAGCACGUCCAUUCACGGGAGCAGCCUGAAGACGCUGUACAGGAAUAUGGCUGGCCUGGACUGCCCUGUGCUCCUGGUCAUCAAAGACAUGCACAAAAAGGUGUUUGGGGCUUUUUCUUCCGAUCCAUUCAAAGUCAGUAAAUACUGCUAUGGCACCGGAGAAACCUUCCUGUUCAGCUUCAACCCUGACUUUCAGGCGUACAGGUGGAGCGGCGAGAACUCCUACUUUGUGAGCGGCAAUUGGGAAUCUCUGCAGAUCGGUGGAGGAGGGGGCGGAUUUGGCCUGUGGCUGGAUGCUGAUCUGUACCGCGGCUCAAGCUUCUCCUGUCCCACAUUCCAAAACGAGUCCCUCUCCACCCAGGUGGACUUCAAUGUACUAGACCUCGAAGUCUGGACUGUGCAGAACUGAAGGCGGAACAUUUGAACAGACGAGCCAAAGGAAAAACCCACUAACCCAAGUUGCAAAGCGUUAUGACUUCAAGGGGUAUGUGUGGUUUUGUCUCUGCACCUGGUCCAGAUAAGCUCAUGUCCAGUAACAGAAUCCUGUUUUGGAGGUUCUUGUGCUGGACUUUCCCUUUAUGGUAGUUGGAUCUGUGCCUUUAAAAGACAAAGAGGUGAAAUCAAAUCCUGUUGUUCAGGGUCCUGCUGCACUAAAUUACUGCCUAGUCAGCAGUAGCACUGCGUUUUAAGCCCUCCAACCCUGUUUUGUGAAGAGCAUUACAAUACAAAGUUCACAGUAACACUGUUGAAUAAAACAUAUUGUAACUACUGUAGGCACAUUCAGGAUUUAAGGAAAGUAUUUUUCUUUUUCUGUCCAACAGCCAUGUACAUUCAAGAUACAUGUUUGUUUAUAGAGCAGACAAAACGAUAAUUAAAUACGUCAUGGUAGAAACACUGUGACAUUAUGGGACCUGCAAGUACACAUCCAGAUUCUAAUUGUACAUGUUGUUCUCUAACAUUUAAAAAACUACUGACCUUACCACUCAGGUUGAAAGUAUUGCACUAUAUAUAGCGUCUAGUAUUUUAUGUAUACAGUUUGUUUGAGGAAGAGCUCUCAAAUGUUAUCAACUGUCACUUCUAGUUUAGGAAGGUUUUUAUGCUUUUAAAUAGGCAUUAUUAAGAAAACGUUAUUGUUGUUUGUUUGUUUCAGUUUUUGUUUAUUUGUUGUAUAUGACUGUACACCAGGCGGUGCUGGCACUGCCAAUGUUUUUUUGAACCACAUUAAACAUUGUCUUUCCUGGUUGAAGACAUUUUCUUACUGAAAA
Messenger RNA from Gasterosteus aculeatus aculeatus (three-spined stickleback), 1937 nucleotides. RefSeq names its product nuclear receptor coactivator 7a (gene ncoa7a). Gene Ontology annotation, biological process: regulation of transcription by RNA polymerase II; response to oxidative stress. Gene Ontology annotation, cellular component: nucleus. NCBI's taxonomy places the organism in Eukaryota, Metazoa, Chordata, Actinopteri, Perciformes, Gasterosteidae. The record is from RefSeq and is a predicted model, not a curated record.